AUGGCUAAUAUUGGGUUAAGAGACAAAUUAGAAGCAAUUGUGCCAGAACUACACUAUUAUCAGAAAAGAAGAAUAUUCAAACCCAAUGAAAUAGAAAGUAUUGUCAAUCAAAGAAAGGCUUUUGAACUCAAUCUGAUUAACAACUCUUCUCUUCAUGCUUAUCUCAAGUACAUUGAAUACGAAGUUCUUCUCGAACGUAUCUAUCAGAAAAGAGUUGCCCGCAAAAACAACCCCAGAGAUUAUAUCUCUAAACGGGUAGAUAAACUAUUCACUCGAGCUGAGCGCAAGUACCCCAAUGAUAUAUCUCUACCUAUCUCCCAUUUAGAUUAUCUUAUCUCUGUAGAUCAAAGGGAUAAAGCCCUUCAACUAGCUCUAGCCCUUCCUACUAGACAUGCCGGUUCUCCAACCAUCUGGAUCCACUCGGCCAAACAACUCCGUAAACUUGGCGAAGUAGAUGCCUCCCGUAUUCUUUUCCAAAAAGCCCUUCGUCUCAUUACCGAUAAAGAGGAAAUCAUUAACUCAUUCAUUGAAAUGGAGCAUCUUGAUACUCAGUCAGACUCACCCCAAAUUAUUGCCAUCCUUGAACAACAACUUACAACCAAUAAAUAG
This is a messenger RNA of Nematocida homosporus, 609 nucleotides long. RefSeq names its product U3 small nucleolar RNA-associated protein 6. The transcript has a single exon. Lineage: Eukaryota; Fungi; Microsporidia. Gene Ontology annotation, molecular function: protein binding; snoRNA binding. Gene Ontology annotation, cellular component: Pwp2p-containing subcomplex of 90S preribosome; small-subunit processome. The record is from RefSeq and is a predicted model, not a curated record. Bases 1 to 609 code for a protein of 202 amino acids. Gene Ontology annotation, biological process: maturation of SSU-rRNA from tricistronic rRNA transcript (SSU-rRNA, 5.8S rRNA, LSU-rRNA).